AGCUUCGUACGUUAACUGAAAUUAUUAAAUUUUGCAAAAGACCGAAACACGUAAUCUUAUCUCAGUCUGAGAACAUUGGACGUUGAGUCAAAGUCAUUUACUUUACGAUGCGCCUUCAAGUACCUUGUACUUCUAACAAGUCUUCUUUAUUUUCUGAUUAUUCUAUAGAAGAAGCGCUACGCGUUUGGAUGAAACGAUGAAAGCGCAAUGUAAUCUAUUGGUUUUAUCCGGAGUUUUUGAUUAAAUAGCACCACUUUACGGAAGUCUCCCAUCCACCAGGAACAACACUCUGUCAUCGCGUGUUGUUGUUCAUAGUAUUCCAAAGUUACGGAUACAACUGAUGGCGGACUACUGCAGCACCCAGAAUGGAGGAUCUUCCACAAAUUCCUGUGGUGGGCAUCGACGUGGGCGAGAGCACCUGCUGCAUGGCCACAAUUGUUAACGGCCACCCGCACGUCAUCCCCAACGAACACGGCGACUACGUGACACCCAGCGUCGUCCUCUUCGACAGCGACACCACCACCGUCGGGAAGCCGGCACUGUCUAGCGCCUUCCACGACCCCGCCAGCACCGUCUACGGCAUGAAACACUGCAUCGGCCGCGCGCUCGAGCAUCCCCGCGUCAAAGAGCUACUGGACCGUGGUCCAUGGUCGAUCAUCUACAGCGAUGGAUACCCGCAGAUUGAAAUCUUUAACGAGGAGACGGAUGACGACGCCUUCCAUAUCCAUCACGGCAGCUACACCCCGCAACAGGUGGUUACCAUAAUCCUGGAGCACCUCCGAAAGUCUGCGGAGACGCAUUUUAACGUGGAUGCAACCGGUCCUAGGAUUAAAGCGGUUUUAAGUGUUCCGGCACAUUUUGGGGUGCGGGAGAGGCGCGCGACGAUGGAAGCCGGGUUCGCCGCCGGGUUUGACGUUCUCGGUUUAAUCAACGCGCCGACCGCCGCGGCGCUGGCUUAUGGUUUCCGAAAAAACGAGACCCAGAAAGUCCUGGUUUAUGAUUUUGGAGGCGGUUGUGUCGAGGCGGCCCUGGUCGCCGUAACCGAAGGUCGAGAAUUUAAAAUACUCGGUGCCGAAAGUGCGCUGAUUGGUGGUGAGGACAUUGAUGCCUGCUUAAUCGACCACGUGCUCUCUCAGUUCCAGCGUCAACAUAACUUCGACGAACUGGAAAAUAUAGGGAAGCUAAAGGCACGUUUGCGGCUUAAGGUCAAGGAUGCUAAACAUAGUCUAGUUAACGCGGGAUCCCGUAGCCAUAUCGUAGUACCGAGAUUCUACCGCGAUAAAGACCUCAGUGUCACCUUGACGAAGAACGACCUGGACCGUUUGUGCGGUGUCCUCUUUAUAGCAGCUAUGAAGCCGAUUCAUGAGAUUCUCAGGGACGCCGAUUUUGACGUGGACGUUGUCGUGCUAUGCGGCGGUGGUUCGCGUAUGGGGCGAAUACGGGAGUUGAUCCAGGAGCGUCUUCCCGGUGUUCCGAUCAGCCGAGAUGUUAAUCCGGAAGAAGCAGUGGCUAUUGGAACGGCGUUAUGGGCUAAACAGAUUGCCGAAUUAGCCCUGGAGAUUUCCAUUGAAGACCGACUAAGCAAUACCAUCUAUCUGAAAUCUCCCGAGGGACCGACUCGGACACUAAUUUCCAGGGGCACUGCGCUUCCGGCUUCCGUAACGGAGAUAUUCAUUACCGAGAACCAAGGCAGCACUGUAAUACCGAUAGUCGAGGCCGAGUAUAAUAUUUCCCAGAUUAUACCGCUGGGAACGUGGCGCUUUGUCUGCCCGGCAGCCGAAUUGACGUUCCGCUGCAACAAAUCCGGGGUACUGGAUGUGACUGCCCGGGAUAGCGUUUCGGGACGUGCGGUGGCGGUGAAGCAGUGCGCGAAACUCCAGCGGAGUGAUUCUGAUGAGAGCUUCGAAUAUGUUGACGAUGUCGGUUUAGAACCGUAGAAAUAAUGAAAUUGUUUGCUUUCAUGCAUGCUCGCUUUCUCACUCGUUACCGACUGACUGACGAUUUUUUCAUGCUCGAGUUCAUGCAGUAAAUGCUCUUAACUACAGAGUACUAUAAAAUCCGCUAAUUA
Molecule: messenger RNA, 2068 nt
Organism: Paramacrobiotus metropolitanus
Lineage: Eukaryota; Metazoa; Tardigrada; Eutardigrada; Parachela; Macrobiotidae
Exons: 3
Coding region: 366-1937 (523 amino acids)
Biological process (GO): protein refolding; cellular response to unfolded protein
Cellular component (GO): cytoplasm
Molecular function (GO): ATP binding; ATP hydrolysis activity; heat shock protein binding
Source: RefSeq, a predicted model, not a curated record